GGCACACGCGGUAUUUUUGCGCCUCUUCGCGUCCUCCUGGCUUGCCAGACUCCUCUGGUUUAGGGAGGUGUCGGGGCGCUGCACGGUGCUCCCCACAGUCCUGCGGUCUGGCCUUUAGGUUUUAAGUUUUGGAAUCGCGGUGGUUAAAAAGCGGAAAGAGGCCGCCUGUGCAGCCUCGGUCCAAGAUGGACAAAGUCUGUGCUGUUUUUGGAGGCUCUCGGGGCAUUGGCCGGGCGGUCGCCCAGUUACUGGCCCACAAAGGCUACCGCGUGGCCGUCCUCGCCAGAAAUCUGGACAUGGCCCAAGCCGCCGCCGGUGAGCUCGGCGGAGGUCAUUUUGCAUUUAGCUGUGAUGUUGCCAAAGAACGUGAUGUUCAAAAUGCAUUUGAAGAAAUGGGGAAAAAUUUGGGUCCCGUUAAUUUCUUGGUAAACGCAGCUGGAAUUAACAGGGAUAGCCUUUUAGUAAGAGCUAAAUCUGAAGACAUGCUCUCUCAGCUUCAUACUAACCUCUUGGGUCCUAUGCUGACAUGUAAAGCUGCGAUCAAGACCAUGAUUCAACAACAGGGAGGGUCUAUUGUUAAUAUAGGAAGUAUUAUUGGUUUAAAAGGCAAUUCUGGCCAGUCUGUAUACAGUGCCAGUAAAGGAGGAUUAGUUGGAUUUUCACGUGCUCUUGCUAAAGAAGUUGCAAGAAAGAAAAUAAGAGUGAAUGUAGUUGCACCAGGAUUUGUUCACACAGAUAUGACGAAAGACUUGAAAGAAGAACAUUUAAAGAAAAAUAUUCCUCUUGGGAGGUUUGGAGAACCUAUUGAUGUGGCCCAUGCAGUUGUGUUUCUUUUAGAAUCACCCUAUGUUACAGGACAUGUUUUAGUAGUAGAUGGGGGAUUACAACUCGUGAUAUAAUUUAUUGAUUAUUCAGUUAUGAUGGUGGUUAGAAUCAAGGACUAUUGGCUGUUGAUUAGAUUGAUACCUAAUGGGUGAUGUUAGCUAUUAAUUUGUCCGAUUGAUGCUACAUGGUGAUUUCCAUCUCUCUAUGAAUAUAUCUGAAAAGAA
This is a messenger RNA of Talpa occidentalis (Iberian mole), 1049 nucleotides long. It is a transcript of the gene CBR4, whose product is annotated as carbonyl reductase 4. The transcript has 5 exons. Gene Ontology annotation, molecular function: oxidoreductase activity, acting on the CH-OH group of donors, NAD or NADP as acceptor; quinone binding. The record is from RefSeq and is a predicted model, not a curated record. Bases 186 to 899 code for a protein of 237 amino acids. Lineage: Eukaryota; Metazoa; Chordata; Mammalia; Eulipotyphla; Talpidae. Gene Ontology annotation, biological process: fatty acid biosynthetic process.